Molecule: messenger RNA, 429 nt
Organism: Puntigrus tetrazona (Sumatra barb)
Lineage: Eukaryota; Metazoa; Chordata; Actinopteri; Cypriniformes; Cyprinidae
Product: GTPase IMAP family member 9-like
Exons: 1
Coding region: 1-429 (142 amino acids)
Molecular function (GO): GTP binding
Source: RefSeq, a predicted model, not a curated record
AUGAAAUCUGGAAUGAUGACUGAAGACAAACUGAAGGCUAAAAUAGCGGAGUGCAUGGCGUUGUCUGAUCCUGGUCCUCACGUGUUCCUGCUGGUCAUCAGACUGGAUCAGAGGUACACAGAUGAAGAGAAGAACGCAGUAAAAUGGGUUCAGAAGAACUUUGGAGAAGAAGCAUCACGCUACGUCUUCACUCUCUUCACUCAUGCCAAAUAUCUGAAGAAUAAAACACUGAAGGAUCAUGUAGAAGAGAAUGAAGAUCUGCGAAACUUUGUUAUUAGCUGCGCCGGCAAAUAUCAUUCAUUAGAAAAUGACCACAGAGCAAAUCGGUCUCAGGUCACAGAACUACUGGAAAAGAUGGAUAAAAUGGUGGAGAGGAACGAGGAAAGUACUACACUCGUUCUGUGUAUACACAUGUCCAGAGAAAAUUAA